Molecule: messenger RNA, 1806 nt
Organism: Mesocricetus auratus (golden hamster)
Lineage: Eukaryota; Metazoa; Chordata; Mammalia; Rodentia; Cricetidae
Gene: Pwp1
Product: PWP1 homolog, endonuclein
Exons: 15
Coding region: 82-1584 (500 amino acids)
Biological process (GO): rRNA processing
Cellular component (GO): nucleus
Molecular function (GO): protein binding
Source: RefSeq, a predicted model, not a curated record
GCGCCUGCGCGCUGCUGGAGCUCCGUGGAGUCGCUCCCCGCGCCCGGGUACCCAGCGGGAGACGCGUUGUCGCCGAGGAUCAUGAACCGCAGCCGCCAAGUGACCUGCGUGGCCUGGGUCCGGCGCGGCGUGGCCAAAGAGACGCCGGACAAGGUAGAGCUAAGUAAAGAGGAAGUUAAGCGUCUCAUCGAUGAAGCAAAAGAAAAAUUGCAAGAAGAAGUUGACAGUGAGGAAGAGGAGGCAGGCAGUCCUUCAGAAGAUGGCAUUCAGACUGUCCGGACCCAGGCACGGCCUAGGGAGCCCCUGGAGGACGGUGACCCACAGGAUGACCGCACACUAGAUGACGUUGAGCUGGCUGAGUAUGACUUGGAUAAUUAUGACGAAGAGGCCAGCCCAGAUGCUGAGACUCUUGGUGAAUCUCUGUUGGGUCUUACAGUGUACGGCAGUAAUGAUGAAGACCCGUAUGUCACCCUGAAAGAUACGGAACACUAUGAGCAUGAAGAUUUCUUGAUUAAACCCACUGACAACUUCAUCAUUUGUGGCCGUGCCGAACAGGAGCAAUGCAAUUUAGAGGUGCAUGUCUACAAUCAAGAGGAGGAAUCUUUCUAUGUCCACCACGACAUACUCCUGUCCGCAUACCCUCUCAGUGUGGAAUGGCUGAACUUUGAUCCUAGCCCAGAUGCUUCCUCUGGAAACUAUAUUGCUGUGGGAAACAUGACGCCUGUUAUUGAGGUGUGGGACCUGGACAUAGUGGACUCUCUAGAGCCAGUCUUCACACUGGGAAAUAAGCUCUCAAAAAAGAAGAAGAAGAAAGGAAAGAAGAGUUCCUCAGCAGAAGGGCAUUCUGAUGCUGUCCUUGACCUUUCCUGGAAUAAGACAGUCAGAAAUGUGCUGGCAAGUGCGUCAGCAGACAGCACUGUAAUUCUCUGGGAUAUGACUGUGGGGAAGCCAGCAGCCAGGCUCACAGCACAAACAGACAAGGUGCAGACUCUGCAGUUUCAUCCAUUUGAAGCACAAACUCUGAUUUCUGGGUCAUAUGAUAAGUCAGUGGCUCUGUAUGACUGCCGGAAUCCCAACGAGAACCAUCGCCUGUGGCGGUUCAGUGGGCAGAUCGAGAGAGUGACCUGGAACCACUUCUCACCGUGUCAUUUUUUGGCCAGUACAGAUGACGGCUUUGUGUAUAAUCUGGAUGCACGUUCAGAUAAGCCAAUCUUUACACUUAAUGCACACAACGAUGAGAUCUCUGGUCUUGAUCUGAGCAGUCAAGUCAAGGGCUGCCUCGUGACUGCUUCAGCAGACAGAUAUGUGAAGAUCUGGGACAUCCUAGGGGACAAGCCAAGCCUCGUUCAUUCUAGAGACAUGAAAAUGGGAGUUCUCUUCUGUUCUUCAUGCUGUCCUGAUUUGCCAUUUGUUUAUGCCUUUGGAGGUCAGAAAGAAGGGCUUCGAGUUUGGGACAUAAGCACUGUCUCUUCGGUGAAUGAAGCCUUUGGAAGACGGGAGAGACUGGUUAUUGGCAGCACAAAAGGCUUGUCUGUUAGUGGUCCUUGCGGGAGUGGGAGCCCACAGACACCAAUGGAGUCCUGAGAAAGUUACAAUCUCCUGGGAUUUUAUAUGAACUUGGGGUUUUGAAAAGCUGGCCUAAAAAUGUUCCGUGUGUAGCUGCAGCCAUACGAUGAUGACAACACAAUUCAGUUCCUGUUGCCACUCUGCAGCUUUGGUGGCAGUCCACAGCCUCUGUCUGCUUGCCUUCAUCUGGGUGUUGUACAGUUCUUGCAUUUCUUGAAAAUAAAAGUUUUUAAAAAAUGA